AUGCCUGAAGAUGACAUUAUCUUUGGGUUCGCUCUCCAGCUCCACAGGCUGGUCUGGCAGGGUCGCGUCCGCGGUCGAGGUGGUCCGGGCGUAGCGUCCGGUGCUGAGGACCUCACGGGGGGUGGAUCGGGCGUGCGUACUGGCAGCCCCGAUGUGGGACGGCAAUCCCUGGCCACUUAG
This is a messenger RNA of Cantharellus anzutake, 180 nucleotides long. RefSeq lists its product as uncharacterized. The transcript has 2 exons. NCBI's taxonomy places the organism in Eukaryota, Fungi, Basidiomycota, Agaricomycetes, Cantharellales, Hydnaceae. The coding region runs from base 1 to 180 and encodes 59 amino acids. The record is from RefSeq and is a predicted model, not a curated record.